Messenger RNA from Harmonia axyridis, 1232 nucleotides. RefSeq names its product ankyrin repeat and SOCS box protein 3-like. The record is from RefSeq and is a predicted model, not a curated record. Bases 225 to 1232 code for a protein of 335 amino acids. The transcript has a single exon. Gene Ontology annotation, molecular function: protein binding. Lineage: Eukaryota; Metazoa; Arthropoda; Insecta; Coleoptera; Coccinellidae.
UCUUUAAUGCUCCAAGAAUUUAUUCAACAUUAUUCUCCAUUUCAAUUUCAGAUGCACGUUUGAUUAAAUCGUUCCUACUAUUCUUUGAAGAUUUUGAGAACGCCGUUUUCGCAGCUGUUCACUUUCAGUCUUUGAGACUGUUGGAGAUCGCCCUAGAAGUAAAUUCUAACUGGAAUGGUCCAACCUCUCAUUCUCGCGACACGCCGCUGCAUAAAGCAGUAUCAAUGUCAUCUUUGGAUAUAUCAAGACAUAUUUUGAUGAGCUGUGGAGGUUGGGAAGCGAGGAACUCCUUGGGAGAAACACCGUUGUUCUUCGCGGUUAAGAACAACCAAAUUGAACAGGCGAUUUUGCUAAUACAAUAUGGAGCAAACGUCAGAGCGAGAGAUAAUAAUUCUAAUACUCUUCUUCAUGUUCUAUGCUCUCAAGAAGAGGGAAUAAACAUCGAAUUCUUAGAAUUCCUGUUGGAUCUGGAAUGUAAUCCCAAUGCAUUAGAUCAAGAUGGACGAACUCCUUUGCAAUUGAUUGCUAAAAAUCAAAUUGUACCUUUUGCAUUGGACUCUGCGAAAAUAUUAAUUCGUAGAGGAGCAGAUGUCAAUCUGGGAAAUGAAGCCGGCGAAACCCCUCUGCACAUAUUAGCCCAAUAUUGUGAUCCAGACAAUUUCUUCGCUCUUUUCAAUUUAUUCUUGGAAAGUGGAGUUGAUACGAAGAGUAUCACUUAUAGCAAUGAAACUUUCCUAGAUAUCUUAUUAGCCGGUGUUUGUCUAAAUAGACAAAAAAAGGUUUUGAGGUAUCUGAUUCUGAAAGAUAGGGAUGGAAAAUUCCAAUUUGGGGCUAACUUAAUGUGUGCCAACUCGUUUUAUUUCGAAUAUGAGGAGAAAUGUAGAAGGGAGUUGUGCCGGUUGGAAUCGAAAAAAAUCGAUCCAUUUCAAACACAAGAAGAGAGUUCUCUUUUAAAGAUACUCAAAUCUAAUGAAAUCCAAAUAUCGAAGCUUUGUAAAAACCCAAAUCUAAGGGCAAUUAUGUCCGAAUUGGAUGAAAGUCAAUUUCCCAUUUACGGUUUUGACCUUAGAAAUAAUUUUGAGUCAGGGUUAAAACUAUUCCACGAAGAAGAGCAAGCUCUUGAAUUUUUGUAUGCAAUAUCAAACGGAGUCCUUGAUUAUGAUUCCAUGAUCGUCAUAAUGAAAUAUAUUCCACUGCAGGAACUAGGUAAACUAGGAAAAUUUCUAUCAUAA